Molecule: messenger RNA, 507 nt
Organism: Dermatophagoides pteronyssinus (European house dust mite)
Lineage: Eukaryota; Metazoa; Arthropoda; Arachnida; Sarcoptiformes; Pyroglyphidae
Product: diacylglycerol O-acyltransferase 1-2-like
Source: RefSeq, a predicted model, not a curated record
AUGUACAGCUACUUCGUGUCGCACUUUUGCGCCAAAAAGCAAGACGAAGACUACGCACUGCUGCUCAGCAAGAUCAACUCAAAGUACUAUAACUACUUCCUGCUCGUGCCGACGCUGCUGUACGAUACGCGCUACAAAAAGAGCGAGAUCCCGUUUCGCGCGUCCUACUUUUUGAAGAAGUCCUUAGCCGCGUUAGUCUGCUUUGCGAGCCUCAUCUGCAUGCAGUCGAAGGUGAUCGGCCCAACGAUGGAGCAGAGCUACCGCGAAAACUUUCUUCAGACGUUCAUCAAGCUGAUGAUUCCGAUCUUCGGCAUGGCUUUCUUAGUCUUCUUCUUCAUUUUCGAGAACCUGCUCAACGCGCUCGCGGAACUCUGCUGCUUCGCGGACCGCCGCUUCUACGAAGACUGGUGGAACAGCGCGAGCUACAGCUCUUUCGGCAAAAAGUGGAACACUCCCGUGUACAUCUGGCUGCGCGAACUGUGCGAGACAAGAAGAUCGGAAACCUGA